AUGCUUUUGUUGCCCCGAAGAGAGAUAGAGACCGCUGCUAAGCAACGGAUUGGAAGUAAUUGGAUUGGAGCGUUGCUAGUGGGCAGCAGCUCGGAUAUUGAAAAGGCAGGCCGCGAAGCUCUCGAUUAUGCUAGGGACUUGGAGGAUAUUCGACCGCAGCUAGCUCCGUGGAUUCAAUCUUUCCCCCACCUACGAGCAGCAAAGAGAAGCGCCAGCAGCAAUGUCCUUGUGCCUAGCAUCGCCAUCAUUGGGAUCAUACAGGAGAAAGCGAAAUUUGACCAUCCUCAUGCAAUCGGUUACAGGUUAAAUCAAAGGCUUCCCCCUUGCAAUUCAAUCACUACACUUGCAUGGGUUAUUGCAAUAGAUGGAAGUCCAUUAACAUUUCUGGGAAUGGUAUACAUGGAUGGAUGGAUUAGGUGA
Molecule: messenger RNA, 420 nt
Organism: Linum trigynum
Lineage: Eukaryota; Viridiplantae; Streptophyta; Magnoliopsida; Malpighiales; Linaceae
Source: the annotation of a GenBank genome assembly